AUGGCAGAAUCUCUUCAUGCUUCGCAGCAACCUGAAAAUUUUUCCGCUUCGCAACAGCCUCAACCUCUCCAACAACAACCUCAAUAUCCACAACAGCCACAAUCUUUACAAGAACCUCAAGUUGUAAUGCUUCCAGCACCCGCAGCUGCUUUUCCACAAGCGAUCCAUUGGGAUGAUUGCACCCGAUCUAUUUACUAUGUGGAUUUGUUCGCAAAUCGCAGUCAAACAUCAAUUUAUCGCUAUGACUAUGGAGAAAACCAAACAUAUGGCGCUUCUAUAGUCGGACAAGCAUCUCCCACAUUCAUUCUUCCGAUGAGUUCAGAGUGUAAUAAAAGCCAGAACCAUUUUGCCGUCGGUAUCAGUCACAACACCGAAAUAAUUGAAUGGGAUGGAAGAUCUCCGACAGCUAAUAUUGUGGGCACACUAUUUGGUGUCGAAUUAAACGAUCCGGGAAGCAGCUGGGAUGUUGGACGUCCAAGUGAAAAUGGGAUCUUCUACGGAGGAACAUUCCACGAUUCAUUCUGCAGUGGACCUGCCAAUUCAUCAUUUUAUAGGUAUGUGAAUCUAAGACAAGCAGAACUUCUGUUUACGGGUUUAAUGUCGACGACGGGUGUUGCUUCUGAUGUAAAGAGAAAUAUGCUUUAUCACAUUGACACUUCUUCUGGCAGUUGGCCAAUUAGCUUGGACACAGACACUGAUGGAUUUGUAUACACCGACAAAAACUACAGGAAGACCAUUGUUCAAUUACCUUCUGGACUUAACGGCAUCGCGUUUGGUGGCCCUAGAAAGGAUAUUUUAUUUGCUAUUCGUGGAUCACAUAUAAUCGACCCGUUCGAUGGACGUCCUAUAAAUAUCAAGGAAAUUGAAAGUUCGCUGUACAAAGUCACUGGCUUGGGAUCAAAUGGCCCUAAAUAUCGUCGCCUAAUUGCAUCACUUGAAUAA
Sitodiplosis mosellana (orange wheat blossom midge) is the source of this 942-nucleotide messenger RNA. RefSeq lists its product as uncharacterized. Gene Ontology annotation, biological process: L-ascorbic acid biosynthetic process. The coding region runs from base 1 to 942 and encodes 313 amino acids. The transcript has 4 exons. NCBI's taxonomy places the organism in Eukaryota, Metazoa, Arthropoda, Insecta, Diptera, Cecidomyiidae. The record is from RefSeq and is a predicted model, not a curated record. Gene Ontology annotation, molecular function: calcium ion binding; gluconolactonase activity.